ACCAAUGACAGAUAUUACUUCAUCGAAAUAAGGUUAGGUUUCAAAUGAUUUAUCGAGUUAUUAUAGACAAUUUCGUGAGUUUAUCUUAAAACAAAAUGGGUUUCCUGAAAAAUUUACAAUAAGAAGAAGUACUUAAAGAAUACCAAAAGUGAAUAGUUAGUGGAAAUUAAACGAAAUUACUAAAUACGAACGAAAUGCAAAUGUUUUUCGCAGAAAAAAAUAUCAAAUCUUUCAGACAAAGGCACAAAAACUUAACAGAAGUUUACAUUUAGUAUAAAUUCAAUAUGAAGUUUAUUAUUAUAACAGGAUUUUUUAUUGCAAUUGUUUCCCUACAUUCCGCAUACAGUGAGGUACCUAAACUCAUUGAUAAAAUGCCACAUGUAAAGGUGAAUAAAUGUUGUAGAAAAAAAGAGAUUUACAUAGGGAAACAUUGUGUACUUACCAAUACAACAACGGAAGAAUGGAAACCCUUAUUUGUUACAGAAAAAGGAGUCAGCAAUGUUCAGGUGAAUUACGAGUUGAUAAUAGGACUGCCUGAUUGUGGGCAUAUGCAACGGUGGCCUAUUUAUCAUUACAUAAAUUCAACUGACAAACUAAGAUUAUUGCCAAAUGGUAUUCUAAGACAUUAUUUUGAUCAUACAGGAGUUAAUGAAUUAGAUAUAGACAGUGAAAAUGCCAAAGUACCUUAUCAUGAUUAUGAACAAGGAAAAUAUUGCCUUGAUAAGAAAGAAGAUGGCGUUAAAAGUGAUUUUGCAUGGGUAUGUGCACCAGAUGUAAAUAAAGAUUGGUUAACAAACACCGAAUUUUUAAUGUACAAUGUGGUUAAUCCUAUUACACAUGGCAUAUCAAUGUUGUGUCUUCUUAUUGUAGCAAUAAUAUACUUUGUAAUGCCUACUUUACGUGAUCUAACAGGGAAUAUAAUAACAACAAUAUGUAUGUGUCUUAUAGUAAGCCAAACUGCUGAUAUGAUAAGACUAUUGACUGUUUUUAAAAACCACAUCAGUUUAAUUAUUACUGAAACUAUUUGUUAUAUAAGUAUGUUGGCAGCAUUUUUCUGGCUGAAUAGUUUGGCUUAUUAUAUUUGGAAAACAUUUAAAUCCAGGAACGUAUUUUUACGUAUUACUGACGGAAAAAAAUACUGUUACUAUUCUGGAUAUGCUUGGUCUUGUACAAUACUUCUAGGAGUAAUGGCAGUAUUUGCACACUUUACAAUGGACUACCCUGAUGUUAAUUUACCACCUAAAAAUACUUAUGAAGAAGAAAGGGAACAAAUAGGAUCCUUGGGAAUUAUCAUAUUUUUUGUUCCUGUAUCAUUUACUAUAUUAGCCGACAUGUUUUUUUUCGCGACCACUUUGAAAAAAAUAAACAAGAUGCAUACUUAUGGAAGAAUUCAUCACAAACUACGUCACACUUUCCGUAUGUUUGUUUUGCUGUUAAUGGUUAUGGUAUUGCAAUGGUUGUUUUUCUUGUCAUCUUUCUCCAAAUAUGAAGGUCUGGUGAAUGCCUAUAUAUUUAUUAAUACAUUUGAAGGACCUCUACUUCUAUAUGUAUGUAUUUUCAAUCAGAGACAUGUCGCUUAUUUAAUUCAAAAAACAUGUUGUUACACAACAUGCCCAUGCUGCAUACGGAAUCCUGAAGUUGAAUGGGGAGAUGAAAUGACAGCAAUGAAUACACUUAAUAACUAUUAGUUUUGAUUAACUAACUAUUUUUUUAGGUAAAUUUAUUUUGUAAAUUAGAGGUGAAGGUAUUUGAUUCCAAUGUGUAAAUAAUAGAAGUUACAUUAUUUCAAACAUACCUGGACAUGUAAUUUGAAUAUACAACUGGAUAUUUCUCAAGUCAGAAAAUAUGCUAUUUACAGAUUUUUAAUAUGAAAUCUGUUAAAUUAUGCAUAUGGAAAAAUAAGUGCCUUAAGGGUAAAUAUGUUUAAUCAUUAGAUUUAAAGAAAUAAAUGUUUUACUUUACAAAAGAUUCAAUGUCAAUGUUCAAGAUAUUGAAUUAGAAAUGUCACUAUAUUCAGAUAUACUAAUUGUGAAAAAAACAUGUGUAAAUGAAGACAACUUUCUGUUAAUAAGUAUUAAAUUAUACAGGGUAUUUUCAAAUAAUGGAAAGUUGAUUCACCAACAUGAACAGCCUUUUUAUUUUCAAUUUAUCAAAAAAUUUAAAUCUUCAAAUAUCUUCUUUAUAUAGUGGAAACUACCCAGUUUAAUUGAUAACUAUUUUAUGAUUAAUUAUAAAAAUACAAAAAUGAAUCUCAAAAAUUAUCCUGAUAUUAUAGGGUUGUGACAUAUUAAUAUUUAAGGGAAUUAUAAUCCAUCCUUUUUUUUGAAUGUUACAUUUGAGAUUAAUGAAUACAUGUACUUAAUCUAUUAUUUAUAACUAUUAUGUGUAGAAGGAAACUAAAUACUAAAAUGUUUACCAUGUAUUUAGAUAUUAAUAUAAUACUUCAUAGAAGCUAGAUUUAAAAAAUCUAUAUUACAUGUGUAUAAUGUAACUACUUACUUUGGAAAAAAUAGGUUCAUAUAUUAAGUGUUAUUUCAUUAUUUCCUUCAUGUAUUAAUUUUAAUUUUCAGAUGAUAUUGAUAUCUUAAGUUUAAUUUUCACCAUUCCAUUUUGUACUUUUUAUAUCUUUUUUUCACGAAUGUACUUAAUUUUUUGAAAUAAAAAUUAGUGAAACUAAA
Messenger RNA from Diorhabda carinulata, 2678 nucleotides. It is a transcript of the gene mthl5, whose product is annotated as probable G-protein coupled receptor Mth-like 5. Gene Ontology annotation, biological process: cell surface receptor signaling pathway. Gene Ontology annotation, molecular function: transmembrane signaling receptor activity. The transcript is spliced from 7 exons. The coding region runs from base 285 to 1688 and encodes 467 amino acids. The record is from RefSeq and is a predicted model, not a curated record. Gene Ontology annotation, cellular component: membrane. Lineage: Eukaryota; Metazoa; Arthropoda; Insecta; Coleoptera; Chrysomelidae.